AUGGGUGUAUUCGGAACAGUGAUUGUGAACUCUACCAACGGAACAGUAUUCGGGCACAAAGGGACUUUGCAAGAUGAGGUGAUGAACUAUUCAUUUGGAGUGUGUCUGGUUCUGCUCAUGCCUGUGGGAAUCACCUGUAAUCUUCUCGUCUUCAGGUAUAACACUGUUAGCUCGGAUAGUAAAACUCUGUCUGCUCUUUUCUACCGGUUCCUGUCUGCACUGGAUCUCAUGAUCUGCUGUUUCAGGACCCACCACCAGAUAUACGCGUUACUGCGACCUGAGCACGAGACAAGGUUCUACGUCACCACACCCAUCUCCCUCCCUCUCAGACUGGUAUCUCUACUGAUCCUCAACUACACCAUGCUUGUUAUGGAGGUGGUGUCACUCCUGGGUCUUGUCAGGUUCAUAGCAGUAGGGUUCCCACUCCUCUACCGACACUACACAGCGUAUGUAAAACUAGUCUUCACAGCACUGCUGGUCUCACUAACCCUCAUAAUCCUGGGACUAAAUCUAGACUAUUUCGGGUAUUUCGGGGCAGGUGUGUACUGGAUUAACGUAAUCCAGUGGGUGGUAAGUAGUGAGGAUUCUGCCAUUAUCUCCACUCUAAACCUCUAUAUUCCCGGCACUGGGCUGAUCCUAGCUGCGCUCACUUCAACAGCUACUGUGUUCUGUUUAGUGAGAUCAGAUGACAGGGCCGCUCACUCUAGAGGAAGUGUUACUGUAAUGCUCAUGAAUCUGGGUCUCAUUAUCUACCUCGUUCUUCUCUUUUCAGCAACCCAGUAUCUCCCUUUCGGUAAGGAUACCAUGCUAAAAUAUCUGAAGACAGGACAGUACGAAGUGUACUAUUUCUACUACUUUGUAGGAACCUACAUGCCCCUUCUUCUUGCUGUGUACAACCCACUGGUAGUGUCCAUGGGAUGCCAGGGUAUAAAAACUAAGUGGCCGGGAGUGUUCUCUUCUCGUGUAGAAACAGAGUCCACACUUUAGAUUAUAGAUAAGGGAUUGAGCGAGGACUCAGCGGAAACUGGACAGUAUUUGUGUUAAAUUGUCUUAGAACAAACUUGAUUAUCUUAUCUUGGGCCUGUAUGUAGCUGGUACCUCUAUCACUAUGUAUAAUAUGGUUGAAUAAUGGUCAAUAAUUUGGAAUAUUAUAUUUCAGGAUUUGUUUUAAAUGUAACUCUAAAAGUUUUAAAUCAAUAUGUUUUAGGGUUUGAUUUUUUAUGUGCGAACUUGCAUGGUAUUAUUUUUAAAUUGUUUUAAAAAUAACAAUAGCUUCGGGCUUACGCCUUACGGUUUUACAUAAAAUUUAUUG
Messenger RNA from Bolinopsis microptera, 1312 nucleotides. RefSeq lists its product as uncharacterized. NCBI's taxonomy places the organism in Eukaryota, Metazoa, Ctenophora, Tentaculata, Lobata, Bolinopsidae. The record is from RefSeq and is a predicted model, not a curated record. Bases 1 to 987 code for a protein of 328 amino acids. The transcript is spliced from 4 exons.